AAACAAUAUGAGGAAGAUGUCUUUCAUUGUAGUAAGUCGUUUGACGUUAUCAUUCAUAUACAAGCAGGAUGGCGAGUCCGGUCACCAAGGAGAUCUCCUAUGAGGAUCUGAAAGCUCUUCUGGGAAAGAGUCAGAAUCUCCUCCUCAUUGAUGUUCGCACUAAAGAGGAGUUUGAUAAAGGACAAAUUCCAGGAUCCAUUCACAUGCCAGUUGAUACAGUAGAGACUGCUCUUGCACUGAUGCCAGAAGAAUUCAAGGCCAAGUAUGGAGUAACCAAGCCACCGUUGGAUGCGCCAGAGCUGGUGUUUCACUGCCAGAUGGGCAAGCGAGGGGGAACGGCCACAAACAAGGCCUCCGAACUUGGAUACGUGAAUGCACGUAACUAUGCAGGGGGAUACAAGGAGUGGUCUGCGAAAGAGGGAAAAUGAUUCCCGCUAAAGGAAGCCUCUCAUUAUACAAAUAGGCACUUUGAAAGCUAGACAGACAAAAUGUUUUUAUAGUGUUUUAUUUUCAUACUUUGUUUUCAUACAUACUAACAUGUUUGAAUAGAUACAAAUAAAGUAAAUUAUGCUAUCUACUCAGA
Molecule: messenger RNA, 583 nt
Organism: Epinephelus fuscoguttatus (brown-marbled grouper)
Lineage: Eukaryota; Metazoa; Chordata; Actinopteri; Perciformes; Serranidae
Gene: tstd1
Product: thiosulfate sulfurtransferase like domain containing 1
Exons: 4
Coding region: 69-428 (119 amino acids)
Cellular component (GO): mitochondrion
Molecular function (GO): thiosulfate-cyanide sulfurtransferase activity
Source: RefSeq, a predicted model, not a curated record